Messenger RNA from Colletotrichum orchidophilum, 576 nucleotides. RefSeq lists its product as uncharacterized. Bases 1 to 576 code for a protein of 191 amino acids. Lineage: Eukaryota; Fungi; Ascomycota; Sordariomycetes; Glomerellales; Glomerellaceae. The transcript has 3 exons. The record is from RefSeq and is a predicted model, not a curated record.
AUGAUCGUCCAAGAGCAGUUUGAUGCCGCGACCAAACUACUGGUGCGAAGGUUCCCUGGUGAGCGAGAGAACAAGCAUGACGAUGAGGAAUGGAUCUUGUGUGGGAAAUACAUCCCGCAGGUCCUCACCCUCUCCAAGAACUACGUCGAUUCGCAGACCAAAUCGAGACCAUUGAAGACUAGCAUGAACUUCAUUAAUCUCCUUGUGAACGCCGCAAAGUCUGAGAGGAAAAUGACCCAAGGUCUCGAGAUUCAGCUUGAGAUGCUUGAAUACAAUGACCUGCUCUUAGCCCUCUUAUGCAGCUGGCUUGGUAUGGCAGUCGCUGCCCGGGAGCGGUAUAAAGAGGGCCUUGAUCUGCUGCUGAAAGGUAACAAGGUCCUUCAAAGCCCGGCCGGCAAGAUUCGGACUCAAAUGAUGGUCUGGAGUUUCAACACUCCAAGAAACUACUACACUGCAUGGAGCUCAUCUCCAUUUGCCUCGCUUCGGGCGAGGAUGAAAAGGCGCAAUGACGCCGAGUACCGUGUCAACAUUACCAGGAAUAUCCUCGAAACGUUGCUGCUCGUUUUAGCUGGCUGA